UACCCCUGCCCUCCUAUUUAAAACAAAAAGAAGAAAGAAAUCAGGUUGCAUUGGAUUGGUUUUUCAGCUCUAAAAACUUGGUGGGUUGAACUCCUGACAUUUUAGGACCAUUAGGCGGCUCAGCAGGGGUCAUUUUUAAACCUUCACAGAUGACACUGGGGUUGAGGGUAAAGCAGGAUGAACAUGAGUGAGGAAGUCAUGAAGAGAAAGAAGAAGAAGAGAAGAGAGCACGAGUGUAUCCGGUGUGCCAUGACGUGAUUAGGUGAAAGGAAAGGGUGUGUGUUUGGUUGGAUUAAAGGGUUGGCGAGCGUGUGUGUGUGUGUGUGUGUGAGAGAGAGAGAGACUCGGGCGGAGGGGUGGAGACGCAGGGUGGGGUCACACAGAGGCGGAGGAGAGAAGCGGAGAGCGGAGUGUGAGCCCAGCCCUGAACACGGCAACAAACCCAGCUGCUGGGAGCGACGCCGCGCGCGCACACACACACUCACACAACAAAGCGGAUUAUUACCCUCGUUCCUCUUUAUUAGUAUUAUUAUUAUUUUUGAUGUUUUUCUUUUCCUGCACGGACACACAUCGGGGCCGACAUGAUCAAGGAGAGUCUCUGAGACCGAACCCGAGUGUCGCGUCUUCAUUUUAUUUUUCCUCCUUUAAGCUGGAGGUUAAAAGAACUUGUUAUUGAGCCCCAGCUCCUCUCCCUCUCUCCCUCUCUCUCUCUCCGGCUCCUCUCCGCCCUGAGCACCGCUGCAGCCCAGCCUGGACACCGACAUGCACACGGAGGCUCGCAAUAACAAAUGCAAGCCGAAUCCUGAGAAAUCCAACGCUGCUACCUCAGAGUCCUCCGAGGAGAUGCCAUCCAUACAGAUCAAGCCUGAGCCAGAGGAGGUGGAGUGCACGGUGAAGCAAGAGCCUGAGGACGAUUGCCCAGAGCCGACGGACCUGAAGCUGAAGUCCUCUCCUCCUCCCCUCUGCGUCAUCAGCACCCACCUGCCAGACGCCGACCAGACCGAACCCGUGGACCUCUCCCUCAACAAACCCCGUCCCUCGCUACCGAUCACCGCCACACCUGCCGUGACACCGGUUAACCCUGCCCCGGCGAUGGGCAGCAUCGGCACCAGCGCCACCCUCCCGGCCGUCCUGGCGUCCUCGGGCUCCAUUUUGGCCUCGGCUCAGGGCGUCGGAGGACAACAGAUCCUGCAUGUCAUCCACACCAUCCCCUCAGUGAACGUUUCGGGCAAAGUGGGCCAGCUGCAGACCAUCCCCGUAGUGGUUCAGUCGCUGCCUGUUGUCUAUACGACCAUGCCUGCGGACGGUGUGCCCGCCGCCGCCGCCAUCACCGUACCCCUUAUUGGCACAGACGGCCGCUCCGAAGGGUCAGUGCGGAUUAAACCUGGCUCGACGUCCCCGGUGGAGUACCAGAGUGACAGCGAUGAAAGCGGCACGGAGUCUGGAUCAGCGUCGUUCAGAACGCAGGGCAUGGACAACAGCUUAAACACAGACGUAGACAUCCAGGCAGACCCCGACUCGCCCGACAUGAAGAGACGACGAGUGCACAUGUGCGACUACGACGGCUGCAACAAAGUGUACACCAAAAGCUCUCACCUGAAAGCUCACCGCAGAAUACACACAGGAGAGAAACCAUAUCAGUGUACGUGGGAGGGCUGCACAUGGCGCUUCGCCCGCUCCGACGAGCUGACGCGUCACUUCCGCAAACACACGGGCAUCAAGCCGUUCCGCUGCACUGACUGCGACCGCAGCUUCUCCCGCUCCGACCACCUAGCCCUUCACCGGCGCCGCCACGUCAUGAUGUGACGUGACCUGCGACCGGCUAACGUUUGAACCCUGCCUCCUCUCCCCUCCCCUACUUACUCCUCAGGAGGCUCCACAAACCCCCACGACCCCUAAAAGAAAGGGCUGAGAGAACUGUCAAGCUGUCCCUUCCUUCCUCAGAGUCGCACUCGAUGAAGAAGACGCCGCACGGGAUUCUUAUCAUAAACGAAAACUUAUCAAAAGGACAAAAAAAAUCCGCUCAUCCGUCCAGUCCUCGUUUAUACCAGGUUGCACCGUUUAAUCGCUCGCUUCAGCAGGGACGCCGGACCAGCGAGACCCACGGCUCGUGAACGGACUGAUGGGGGUGAGGGUUUGUCUGACCCGGGCUGAGACGAGCCGAAGCAGAUGAUGGAGAGGACACGAGGGAGAAAUGCUAUGUUUGUAACUCUGAGUUUACAAAGUCUCUUCUAAUCGUUUGAUUUGUAUCUUUUACUCAGAACAUUUGAGUCUUUUAAUUAUUAUUAUUUUCUUUUUGGUUUGCAUGAAUAGAGUUGUUCGAGUGUUCGUUGUAUGUGUGUGCGGCUGAAGGUAAACGUUCACGUGCGUUUUUCUAUUGUUCUUUUUAAACUACCCGCUGUUUUACGAACAAACGUUUAGGGCUUCGCUGUUCCGUCUUUAUCGACGGUCUACCCGGCACCACCAGACAGGUAGAGCGCUAAGACUGUGAAUUUUUCUUAGAUAUAGGAUUUCUCAAAUUGGCUAAUUCUUUUCAUUUUGUUUUUUUUCCAGUUUUUUUCCAGUUUUUUAAAAGAGAGAGAUAAAGAGAGAGAGAGAGAGAGAGAGAACAGAUCAAGGCCUCGCUCCAAGGUUUUCAGCUAGCUAUGAAGUUCCUAAACUUUAUGGAAUUUUGUGCGGAGAUAUCACAUUAUCUACAAAAAAAGAAGAAAAAAAAAAACAAUACAAACAAAAACCAAACACAAAAUAUAUUCGGCUUGGUAACAGUAUUUAUGAUACAUAUAUAGAUAUAAAUAUAAAUAUAUAUUUUUAAAAUCCUUUUAUUUGCGUUCUGCCAGAAAUAACGUUUGAUAUAGUUAUUAUUAUGAUUUCCUGGAUGUGCUUUCUCAUAUGAGGCUGUGAAGAAAAAAAAAAAUUAAACUAGAAAACUAAAAGUUCAUCCAAAUGGGAUUAGGAUAGGAACGUGUGUAUGUGUGUGUGCGUGCAAGUGUGUGUGUUUCUAAGAAACGUAAUCAGAGUUUUAAUAGUAGAUGUGUGUGUGUUCUAGGCACAUAUUGUUCACGCCUUUCAGAGCCUUAAUUGAAGUAAACGUGCAACGCAGUGUGUUUUUUGCGCAUCUCGUUUGUCGGAGUUCCUCAGGGUUCUGGGUUGGGACCCCUAGUAAAGUAAGUAAGGCGACAUUUAUUUAAUUAAAAUAAACAACAUAAACAGUCAGAUUAACAAUUAUUACUUCUUAAAGGAACAGUUUUAGCUCCUGCUUCACUCAAUUAUGCAAAAGUUAGACUCCUUGUUGCGAUGUUUAAUAAAAAUUUUUAAAAAGGAAAAAAAAACAUAGAGCACAGUCCCGUUCAGAGACGAAUAUUUUCUUUUCUUCCUUUUUUCUUGGUUAUUCCCCUGACCUCGUCAAUACUCCUUCGCUAGCACUCGUGGUCACGGUCAUAAUUUCAACAGCUAGCAGACGAUGAAAAGGAGAUGCCUUUUUAACAUUUUUUUUUUCUUCUCAGAAGCUCUAAACGCAGCUUAUUCAAUUCCAGCCUUCGAGAGUUGACUGCAUGUUCGCAAAAAAUGAAAUAAAAAUAAAAUAAAAGAAGAAAAAUAAUAAUAGAAAAAAAAAUCUUUGAUCCAGUGCAAUCUUCAGACGUCAGAUCUAUCGUUCUGUUCUCUUGCUUCAACUCGAAACUUAAGCACAUCUUUGUAGAAAAGUAUAUGCAUUCGAUUGCGAUUUCUUUUUUUCUUUAUUUUGUUCGUUUGUUUUUUAUAAUAAACUGUUCAUAGGCAUACAGACAAUUAUAAAUAAUUAACGAAUACAUGUACAUACUGUAUAUAAUCAAAGUUCUGAAUAAACGUAAUGGGUGGAUUUCUAUUUUUAACACUGACUAGACAAUGUGAAUUUUUCGUUCUUAUUUCCCCCCCUUCGUUAGAUCUAUAUUGUGUUCUUUUUUUUUUUAAAGAAAAAAAAAAGAAAUAUCCUUUUUUAAAAAUCUGAUGUGUUGUAACUCUUUUGUGUUGCAUGGAGAGAAUUUCUUUGUGAAGUUGCUGAGCAUGUCAGCGUGUCAUGUCGGUGCCCUGACAAAUGUGGCCUGUAAGCACUGAUAAUCCAUCCGGCGAUAUUACGUACGUGGCAUUUCUUGUUCAAUUAAAGCCAUUCUUUGCACGUUUAAAAAGAAAAAAAAAAAAACAGCUACUACCUGAUUUUAGUUACGAUCUCUCUUUAUAGUUAGGGACAGGACUAAAACGACGCAAAGGGGACAAAAAAAAAGAAACAAUUUGAACAAAUGAAAUGUGCGUCGUCUCGGUCCUGUGUGACGGAAACGCCAUCAGGAACCUCAAGCAGGAACUUUUGUAGGUGGAUUUUAUUUUUAAAAUUGAUCUCGUUUAUGAUUUGUGUUUUGUUCACUCAUAGUUUACGUCCCGUGACUGAAUUUGCCGUCGUGUACAUCUUUUCCGGCAUGUUUACUCGUUUUUGCUUUGAGUUUGACGGAUUAAAAAAAAGAAAAAAAAAACAUUUGAAAACACGUACACACAUUUUGGUUUUGAUUCGCGUGAGUGUAUGCAAGCGUGUUUCUCAUAAAUUUUAAAUUUUAUUUUAUUCUUUUUUUACUUCUCGUUUUUGGUUUCUUUUAAAGGUCAGAAUCAUAGGUAUUUUAUAUUGAAUGCAGUAACUUAUGGGCCAGUACUAUAUUACUCAGUGCAAUGCAGUUAUCAUUAUAAUAAUACAAGUAAUUAAUGUUAUUUCUUUUGUAUUUGUACAGAACAAAUGUGUAAAGAUCAGUGAGGCGAACACAAGCUUUUUGAUACUGUGAGAAAUGGUGUUAAAAGUCAGUUUCCCCUGUACAGUUGUGAUUAUCUACGCCUUUUAUAGAAUAAAGUGUUUUUUUUGUUCA
Molecule: messenger RNA, 4883 nt
Organism: Clarias gariepinus (North African catfish)
Lineage: Eukaryota; Metazoa; Chordata; Actinopteri; Siluriformes; Clariidae
Gene: klf8
Product: Kruppel-like factor 8
Exons: 6
Coding region: 763-1806 (347 amino acids)
Biological process (GO): regulation of transcription by RNA polymerase II
Molecular function (GO): RNA polymerase II cis-regulatory region sequence-specific DNA binding; DNA-binding transcription factor activity, RNA polymerase II-specific
Source: RefSeq, a predicted model, not a curated record